Messenger RNA from Eruca vesicaria subsp. sativa (arugula), 750 nucleotides. The record is from the annotation of a GenBank genome assembly. NCBI's taxonomy places the organism in Eukaryota, Viridiplantae, Streptophyta, Magnoliopsida, Brassicales, Brassicaceae.
GUUAGCCUCACUUCGCAGCAGAGUCUGAAAUAAUGGCGAGCAUGACUUCUCUCCAUAGCUCGUUUACAUCUCUUUCGAUAUCCAACGACUCCUCCUUCCUCGGCCAACGUCUCCUUUCCCCGAUUUCCCUCUCCCUCGCUUCUCCAGUCAAGCUCGCCCAAAACCCAUGUCUUGUUUUCGCAAAGCUUAAGCGUUGGGAGCGGAAGAAAUGCAAGCCAAACAGUCUCCCAAUUCUGCACAAAAUGCAUGUCAAAUUUGGAGAUACUGUCAAAGUAAUAUCUGGACGAGACAAGGGUAAGAUUGGGGAAGUCACCAAGAUCUUUACCCACAACAGUACCAUUGUCAUCAAAGAUGUCAACCUCAAGACCAAACACAUGAAGAGCCGAGAAGAGGGAGAGCCUGGUCAAAUUCUUAAGAUUGAAGCACCAAUCCACAGCUCAAAUGUGAUGUUGUAUUCGAAAGAAAAGGAGGUGGUAAGCCGGGUGGGUCACAAGGUCCUUGAAGAUGGACAGAAGGUAAGAUAUCUGAUCAAAACAGGGGAGCUUAUCGACACCAUUGAGAAGUGGAAGCAACUCAAGGAGGCAAAGGAUAAAGAAACCACCCAAGUUGCAGUUUCUGCUGCUUCUUAGCAACUUCAGUAUGUCUCAUGGAUGUAUUAAAUCCCUUUUCUACUACAUAAACACUUUUUUGAUUAACUAAGUUUAUAAUGAUCCUUAAAUAUGUGCUUUAUUCAAAAGAAUACAAUCUUCA